UGGGGGACCAAGUUUCGGGACCGGUGAGCGGAAUUCACAUACGGGUUUUCUUUGGAUUGAUAAAUGAUUAUCCCACGCAGAUGAUGAAAAAUCUUGCAUGCUGCUGGUCAUGAGAGUGCUUAGCAUCGUGCCUUUGAAUUUCAAGGUAAAUUUUUUCUAUAUCAAGCCAAUCGCAUUGAGGCUAUUUCCUAAUCUAGCCACAACCUUGGUCGGCACCAUUGUCACGUGAAUUGCUGGUGUUCAACUCAUUUGUGCGUUCAUUGACUCGGGCGCUCCGAACGCUACUUGAGGUGACGACAUUAAAUAUGUUAUUGCGUUCUGACGCACGCCGGGCACGGGAAGAUCUUUUGGACAUUACUAUCUCCCUGCCUUUCCAAUCGGAGGUAAACACUGGAUUCGGAGUGCUUGCCAAGGUGUACCUGGAUGCCCUGACGCACCUCAAUAAUCAAACGCGAGUACUUGACCCUAACGCAGAAGGCGUUAGAGAGUCGAAGGCGAUGGCCCUUGAGAUAUGUGAAGACACGUUUCCGGGAGUGAAAAACCCCAAACAAGAAGUGGAACGAGGAUUCCGGUUCUGGGACAUUGCGCUUUCUGCCAUGAGGCAACUUCACUCAGAGGGUGCUGUCCUUCGCGAGUUGAUUGACCAGUUUGAAGCAGCGGAGGCGUGGCUUGCGCCGAUGCGGCCAUGAGAUUAGUUCGGAACAGAG
Suillus subaureus is the source of this 707-nucleotide messenger RNA. RefSeq names its product temperature dependent protein affecting M2 dsRNA replication. The coding region runs from base 306 to 689 and encodes 127 amino acids. NCBI's taxonomy places the organism in Eukaryota, Fungi, Basidiomycota, Agaricomycetes, Boletales, Suillaceae. The transcript has 2 exons. The record is from RefSeq and is a predicted model, not a curated record.